Molecule: messenger RNA, 5139 nt
Organism: Eufriesea mexicana
Lineage: Eukaryota; Metazoa; Arthropoda; Insecta; Hymenoptera; Apidae
Product: polycomb group protein Psc
Exons: 4
Coding region: 232-2718 (828 amino acids)
Biological process (GO): negative regulation of transcription by RNA polymerase II
Cellular component (GO): PRC1 complex
Molecular function (GO): metal ion binding; promoter-specific chromatin binding
Source: RefSeq, a predicted model, not a curated record
ACGACAACGAGCGCGCUAUCGCGAGAGAGAGCCUCGGGGCGCCGCACGCCGACGGACGGAGCGGCGUUGCCACCUCUCUUCGCCCGCUGCACCGCGAGAAGCGAUACGGCAACCAAGAACACCGUCGUUGCCACGUCCGCUGCUACGUUCCGCUGCCAGCCGGGACGGCAGCUCGCUGGCCACGGCGACCAUCUCUCUCGCUGCGCUGCUGUUUCAGAACCGAGUAGCGACAUGGAGGCGACGGAGAGGGAGAAGCCGCUGGUUAAAGACUUGAACGAACAUAUCGUGUGUCCUCUCUGCAGAGGCUACCUCAUAGAUGCAACGACUCUCGUGGAAUGCCUGCAUUCUUUUUGCAGAGGUUGUAUAGUCAGACGAUUGAGUAGCGGUGCCAGAGCGUGUCCCGUAUGCAGUGUCGCAACGUCUCCGCCACUUUUGCCGGACGUAAAGCUGCAACGACUGGUGUAUCUCGUGGUACCCGGCCUCUUCCGGUCGGAGCUCGAACGAAGGCGUCAUUUCCGGCUGGUCAAUCCACAAUGCCCACCUUUAGCCCUACCUUUGGGUGCUCUGGACUUAACCUUGGACGAUUUUGUCAGCCUGAGCUUGUGCGAGCUCGACGAACCGGAAGAAGAGGAACCCGCUCACGAACCGGAAAACCGUGCCGGGUCACGACACCGAACGAACGCCGAUCAAACGAAACAGGAAGACGCGAUUCAGAUUAGAAACACGCGGUAUCUCAAAUGUCCGGCAGGAGUGACGGUUCGGCACCUGGUGCGAUUGCUGAUGCUGAAGAGAGGAUGGGAGGAAGCGAACGGGGUAAAUGUCAACAAGAUCGAGAUGCUGUGCGAGAGGAACAACGAGCAUCGACGCGAUAACGCCAAGACGAUGGUACUGGACCACUCUUGGACUCUGAUGGAUCUUGCCUGCAUAUUCGGCUGGAAAAGAGAAGCACCUAUGAAGCUGUUUUAUCGCGUGGUACGCAAGGAGGAGGUUGUCUCCGUCUCGAGUGUGAGCUCCUUCGACGAUGAACCGGCCAAGGAUACCGCGACGAUGGAAAAUAUUCAAAGGCCGCCGACACCACCGCCGAGUCCUAAGCCUGUUCAAGAAUGCGAAGUCGAGGCUCGUAGAAUUUUAGAAAGUAGCACCGAGCCGCCUCGAUCUUUGAAAACCAAUUUAGAACGCGACAAAGAACCGAAAGCAAAGAAACCCCGAUGCAAAGUUACUCCCGUUAUGAGAACGCCCAAUCUCGUACCGAUACAGACCAAUCACGCACCAGAGAGUUCGAAGACCAAGGAACUGGCGAAAUUGGAGCACCGUAAGCACAGGAAACGACGAAACAAGCGAGUGAUCGCCGAGAUCACCACCACGCCGCGGGAAGAUCUGUUGAAGCUGAAGGUUCGAUUGACCCCGUGUCCACCGAGGGUCACCUCGAGCAGCGGAAGUGGCCAGGCGAAAGAGAAAUUACUGCAAAUGAGAGCCGUUAGAAGAGAAAAGAUCAAAGCCACGACGAUAAGUCAGCAACGAUCGACAGGCGCCCUAAUUCGAGAGGAUGGCGCCAGUACAAAAGAGAACAUCGGCGAGACUAUAGAAGAAGAGACUAUAGAAGAAAUUAUAGACAGCAUACCCGACGAGGUUGUUCGAAUCGCACAAAAUAUAACCACCCAAGUAGAAGAUCCGUCUGUCGCAGCGGAAAGGAUAGAUCAGAGAAACGCGUCUUCGACCGUUAGAUCACCGCCUAAGAAAGAAGAGAUGGAACCGGAGACCGCGAAGAGAGCGGAGCAUGUCGAACCGGCGGAACGUCCGAAGAAAGACGAGGAAAUUCUACGUCGAUUGGGUUUGGUGGCCAUAAACGAGGCCAGCGACAAUUUCCGGGACAAAACGAAGCAACGCGUUCAAAAUAACGGGGAGAAGAUCGAUAAUUUGGACAGAGAGAAACUCGAGAAACAAUUGCGCGAAAGCAAGGCCAAUCGCGUGAGAAGUCUGUUGGCGGAGAAACAGAUGCGCGACGCGUUGAAAACGAUGUCGAAGACAAAAGAGGAGCACCCCGCACCCAUACAGGUCAACACCCCUCCGAAAAAGAAAGGACCACCACCACUGGCGCCACUGCGCGUCGCGAAGCCUUCCGGUUUCGCCGCGUCCAGCGCCAUUUUAGAGCCAAACAACUCCAAAUACGAGAGCCCGUUAGAUCUAAGCAGCGGAGGAACCGUACGCAAUAACGUCCUCGAUCUGUCUGCCAAUUUAUCCACCAGCAACUUCUCUUCGUCACCCUCCUCCUCUUCGUCCUCUUCUCCUUCCUCCUCCUCCUCCUCCUCCUCCUCUUCGUCGUCCUCUUCGCCCUGUUCCGUGUCUUCGUUGACCCCUAGAACGUCACGACCAGCGAUCUCGGCCGGAAGCUUGCUACGCGGCAAGGCCAAAGACUUGGAACAACGACGGGGUCAAGACUCCAAUCUAAUGACACUUUCUGACGCAGCUGUAUCCCUGCUGAGCGGAUGCAUCACCGACGAAAACUCGGUCGAUCCUUUGGUGCUUAGUUCAGCCAAUUUGGCCAGCAAGGUAGCCCUCCGAAUACCGCAGCCUCAUCAGAGAAUCUCCGGUUUCGGAAUGAAAAUCAAACCGAAUCUGAGCAUCAGGCACAUCCCUAAUCCCCAGGCUGUGGUCGCUUCGCAGUACAGGAAUCAAAGAGUCAGUUACUUCAAUACCGCCUCGCAGCAACCACCGUAAGCGUCGUCAUUCUCGAUCGACCACACGCUCCACUUUCCUGUAUCCUCCAUUUCUGUUCAUAACUUCCUAUUAUCAUUACGCGUAAAAAUGCUCCUAUGGAAACGAGAUUCCUAUGUGACCAACCCAAAGGCUGUACGUUACCAUAUAUUUUCUCUCGCUUCCUAUAACGUUUCGUAUAACGCGACGAGUUUCCUGUGGGUGCGAAGACACAUGGUACACCCGGUAGCAUUAACUAGAACGCCAACUUGGGAAGUGAAAGUGGAAGAAUGAUUGCAACAUUUAAUACCGUGAGAGUAAAUGGAACGAAUAUAGGUACUUUUGGAAAUUAAGAAAAUUAGCAAAAGGAAAAAAAAGAAGAAAAGAAAAGAAAGAGAGAAAAAGCGUUGUUUAACCGCGAGACCUUUUUACACUGAAAAAUAGAAGCCGAAAACGAAUUAGUUUCGAGUUGCCGUGUGUCUCUCGCCCUGGAACAAAGAAACGAUAGUGGUAUCCAGUCUGUUGUUACCUAGAUAUAUUAAGCUACGUAUGUUUGUAAUGCAUGUAUGUGUGUCUAUGAUCAACCAUUAAAUUGCAAAUUACACCUACUUCUGCCCGAGCUGAGAAAUUAAUUUACGGAAAGAGUCGGCGCAAUUCGGCGAAUCGCAAUGGCACAAUGCCUGGCAGAGAUAUAUUAGACGUAGUAUAACGUAUGGUUAAGGGUUGUGAAGAUGAGGAUAACGGAUGAAUGGUUAGAAUGGAACACGGUGGAUGGAUGACGGAUAAGCUUUCUUGUCCCCACAUGUUGUCGCUCCUUUUUUAGAACCUUAGAGAAAUAUGUACUUCAUAGAGAUGCCAAAGAACGCCAGAGAACAUGUGCAAUGUAUUAGUGCAAUUUAAUUAUCGUCUAUCAUAACGUAAUAUAUUACAAGCGGUUUAUCGCGACGUAAGGCCGAUUCAAUUUCGCGGCAAGGGAUGUACGUACGAGCCGUUACGGCUGCAUUAUGCUACAUUAUGCGAAUAGCGCGAGUAACGUUACGAGCAACCCCGACGAAAUUGAAUAAGUCGAAGCUACGUGGAGGUUUGCGGAAACAUUUGAAUGUACGCUCGAUUAUUUCCGGUUGGAUCGAGACGUACGGUUGGAUUGGGAGUUAAAAUAUACGUACCACCCGUGCGUAUCUUAUCUAAGGAUGUUUUUAUUUUAUAAAAGUGUAAACUCAUAUCGCUGUUAUUGAUUUAUGAAUGAUAUAUUAUCGUCCGAGAUCGAUGCGAUCGAGCGCCUGGAGACACUGGGAAAAGAGACUAAUAUCGAGUGCGUCGAAAGCUCGUUGUGAAUGAUAUACGAUGACUUUUAAUGCUGUAUCGGAAUUUGUACAAUCGAACAGUACUGCUCCCCCGUGCGUACAAGGACAGCAAUAAAGAUGAACAUGAUUCGAAGGAGAUUUGAAAUAAAAGGUUUACUAGGAAUCCAGAUCCUACUCGAACGAUCAGAAUAAUUCAGUGUUAACGGUAUACAUACAUACAUACGUCGAUCGAGCGUACACGUUGCUUAGAAAGAAUAUGAUAAUUAUGGAAUGAAAGUCAAGGUGGGUAUGCAAGAGUAGAGUUGGAAACAUCUAGUCGAAAUAAACGGAGGAAAGGUGCCAAGGAAUAACGAAAAGGAAUAAUGGAAAGUGUCAAUGCCCGUGAUUCGCGACGAGGUCGGAUGUUUAAAUUAGUUACGAAAUUCGCGUCAAUUAGUUAUGUAAUUGCCCAUCGUCGACAAUGCUUGAGAAAAAAGAAAAGGGAACCACACACGAUUUCGAAUAAGCUAAAAAUCAAAAACUGCCAGUUUAGGAAAACGGGGGUUACAUUAGAGCCACUGCUCGUUAGAAUUUACGGUGAACUAAAAGGGACCCAGAUUUUUACAUGUUAUUUUUCUACGGCCUUUUUAAAUGGAAUCGCGUUACGUUCUACCGUCACGAUCAAUCAUAAUCUAUCUAUCGAUCCACCAAUUACAGGAUACCCACGUUGAACAAGUAGUAAGACGAUGUUCGUUCGAACGGGAUGGUUUACGAAACCAUCUAAUGUAGUAGCCACGAAGACUGCGAAGAUUUUAAUAUCCGAUUUGUUCCAAGAAUGAAUAGCUGCCAUGUAACAUGUACGUAAGUUGUACUUGAAAUAUUAACCCAUUGUUCGAAGCAACACUCGUGUACUUCCUUGUUAACGACACGAACAGUGUCGCCGAUGUAAAUCUUAUCUAAAGUUACAAUUCGAAAAGACUUUAACGCGCAGGUUAUAUACCUGCACCACGACGUGGGAUCAAGAACCCUUUACCAAUUUUGGAUAUACCUUGAGGACAUUUCUUGAAACCAUUGUGCCCAAAAAUUGACGUAUCGUAAUAAGCAUAGAAUGUGAAAAAGAACGAGAGAAAAAUAGACGAAAAUUGUCACGACAGCGAUCGAG